Messenger RNA from Dictyostelium discoideum AX4, 912 nucleotides. RefSeq names its product mitochondrial substrate carrier family protein (gene mcfE). Gene Ontology annotation, cellular component: mitochondrial inner membrane. Gene Ontology annotation, biological process: transmembrane transport. The coding region runs from base 1 to 912 and encodes 303 amino acids. NCBI's taxonomy places the organism in Eukaryota, Evosea, Eumycetozoa, Dictyosteliales, Dictyosteliaceae. The transcript is spliced from 3 exons. The record is from RefSeq and is a predicted model, not a curated record.
AUGGAAAAUAAAAAAGAAUCUUCAUUGUUAUAUAUUUUAACAGGUGCAACAAGUGGACUUUUAGCAGAUUCAAUUAUGCAUCCAGUUGACACAGUUAGAGCAAGAGUUCAAAUAGAAAAAGUUGGAAAAUCACAAUAUAAAGGUACAUUUAAUGCAUUAAAUCAAAUUAUAAAGAAUGAAGGAGUUAGUUAUCUUUAUAAAGGAUUUCCAAUUGUAGCAACAGCAACAGUACCAGCACAUGCAUUAUAUUUUUUAGGAUAUGAAUAUAGUAAACAAUGGGUAACCGAUCGAUAUGGUAAGAAAUGGGGUGAGAGUACUAUUACACAUUUUUCAGCAGGAUUUGUAGCGGAUGCAUUAGGAUCAUUAAUUUGGGUACCAAUGGAUAUCAUUAAACAGAGAUUACAAGUUCAAACCAAUACACAAAAAUUAAAUCCGAAUCAAACCUAUUAUAAAGGUAGUUUUCAUGCAGGUAAAAUAAUAUUACAAGAAGAGGGUAUCAGAGGAUUAUAUCGUGGAUUUAUGCCAGCAUUAGCAACGUAUGGACCAUUUGUUGGAAUUUAUUUCUCAGUUUAUGAAAAAUGUAAAUCAACCAUCUCUUCAUUACUAUCAAAAGAAAAAGACCAAUACCUACCAAUACCAUAUCAAUUAGGUUCUGGUUUCUUUGCUGGUGCAUUUGCUGCCGCUGUCACUUGUCCUUUAGAUGUCAUUAAAACUAGAAUUCAAGUACAACGUUCAACUGAAAAACAAAUUUAUAAAGGUAUGUGGGAUUCAUUUAAAACAAUCUUAAAAGAAGAAGGUCCAAAAGCAUUUGUAAAAGGUAUGGGCGCUAGAAUUUGGUGGAUUGCUCCUGGUAACGCUUUAACAAUUGCAUCUUAUGAACAAUUAAAAUAUUUAUUUAAAGAUUUAAUUUAA